AGUUCGAGUGGAAAAGAUACGUUUGCUUUUUGAAUUUUGAAGCUGAUAACAUUAUUGUCAUGUAAAUGGUAUUAUUAUAACCACCAGCCUAUCUCUACCUGUACAAGUCGUGAGCACUGAGUCCGUCAUCUAUCUUCUUCGGUGUGUAACGAAAUUACCAAACGAGCCAAGGGUGUGAGUGCAAUUUAGCUCCCUCGCGGCAAGGUUUACCGACGAAGAUAAUGUCCGCAACACGAGUGGCUGUGGUAACUGGAAGCAACAAAGGUAUUGGCUUGUCCAUUGUGAAAGCUCUCUGCUCACAGUUCCAAGGCGAUGUGAUUCUGACAUCGCGUGAUGAAAAAAACGGAAAGACUGCGUGCAGCACGUUGAACGAGCUGGGACUCUCACCUAAAUUUCACCAACUGGAUAUCACAGACAAGGAGAGUGUAAAGCGUUUAGCUGAACAUUUGAAGACCCAGUAUGGCGGCUUGGACUUGCUGGUCAACAAUGCUGGCCUAGCAUAUAAGGUGGCAUCAACUGCUCCUCCUGAGGAAAAGGCACGCGUCACGGUUGGAGUGAAUUUCUUCGGCACACUAGAUGUGUGUCACCAGCUAUUUCCUCUUCUCCGGCCAAGCGGUCGUGUGGUACACGUAGCGUCGCAGUCUGGUCUCCUAAGGCGAAUAAAGAAUGUAGAACUGGAGUCAAAGCUGAGUUCGGCAACUCUAGCAGAAGAUGAACUUGUGCAGCUUGCACAUUCGUAUAUCAAGGAGGUCGUGGAGGCUGGAGAAGGAGGCAAGCCCAAGAACUGGCCCCACGAUUCAGCCUAUUCUGUAUCCAAGGCUCUGAUGAUAGCUCUAGCGAAAGUGCAGGCACGUGAUCUGGCGAGUCAGCGUCCAGGCGACAAGAUCUGCAUCAAUGCUUGCUGCCCUGGCUAUGUCUGUACAGACAUGACUUCGCACAAGGGUCCUUUGACUCCGGACCAGGGUGCAGAAACCCCUGUUAUGUUGUCCCUCCUCCCAGAUGCCAGUCCAACUGGUGAUUUUUACUACCUGAAGAAAGUAAUUGAGUGGUAAGACUAUGGUGAUGGUGACAAGCGUGUGUUUAGUCUCCACUGAUCCACUUGCUACAGGCGUGCGCUUGCGUGUGUAUGCAUGUGUGUGUGUGUACAUGUGUGUGUGUACAUGUGUGUGUGUGCGUGCGUGCAUGUGUGUGUGCGUGCGUAUGUGUGUGUUUAUCAAGUUCUUCGGGGAGACCCACGUGACCAGUUUAUGCCAGUGAGCAAGUAGACUACAAGUGUGUUUGUGUGUGUGUGUGCAUGGUGUGGGAGUUUUUAGUCGAAUUGCAUUGACAUUUGACUGUUAGAUCACCAAUGGUGUUUUCGCCCUAUUGUUUUCACUUUGAUUGCUUUCUUUUAUCAUACCCACAGUAAAAACUGGUUUUAGUGACCACCUGA
Messenger RNA from Sycon ciliatum, 1432 nucleotides. RefSeq names its product carbonyl reductase [NADPH] 1-like. Gene Ontology annotation, molecular function: carbonyl reductase (NADPH) activity. The record is from RefSeq and is a predicted model, not a curated record. The transcript has a single exon. The coding region runs from base 222 to 1052 and encodes 276 amino acids. NCBI's taxonomy places the organism in Eukaryota, Metazoa, Porifera, Calcarea, Leucosolenida, Sycettidae.